UCAUCGGAUCUGGCUGUAUAAGGAGUAGGGAGUGACAGGCGUCAUGGCUCCUCCAGUGGAGACCGAGAGCAUUGAUCUGAGUGAUGUAAUGAUUUAUCAAGUUCAGUUUUUCUGGAGGCAAUUUUAAAAGAGGAGGGCUCUGAAGAUUGACACUUUAUACGUGAAGCACUGGAGCGUUAGUUGGGAAUGUCGUGGAUUUCGAGGACUUUCCCGGCACUACUCUUCCUGGUGUACUCGCAAGCAGGAGAGGACGAUGAUAUUCGAGCGGGCUGCAGCACUGCUGUGAAUGACCUGGUCUACAUCAUGGACGGCUCCUGGAGUGUGGGAGAUGAGGACUUCGAAACAGCCAAGCUCUGGUUGGUCAAUGUCACCAGUGGCUUCGAUGUUAGUUCACACUACUCACAGAUCGGUGUAGUACAAUACAGCGACACGCCCAGGUUGGAGAUCCCUCUCGGUCUCCACAAGACCACUCAAGAUCUCAUUAAAGCCAUUGAGGAUAUCAGCUAUUUAGGUGGAAACACGCAGACAGGCCGCGCCAUCAAGUUUGCCGUGGACCACGUCUUUGCGUCUUCGCAACGAAAUGACGUGAAGAACCGUAUCGCUGUGGUGGUGACUGACGGAAAGUCGCAGGAUGACGUUACGGACGCGAGCAUUGAGGCGCGAGCACAAGGGAUUAAAGUGUUUGCGGUGGGUGUUGGCACGGAGAUCACCACUUCAGAGCUGGUGACCAUCGCCAACAAGCCAGAGGGGGAUUAUGUGCUUUACGCGGAGGACUACACCAAUAUCGACCGUAUCCGUGACGCUAUGGAACAGAAGCUGUGCGAGGAAUCUGUAUGUCCCACACGUAUCCCUGUGGCGUCCCGUGAUGAAAAAGGCUUUGAGCUGAUGUUGGGCAUGAAGAUCCAUCAGAAAGCUAAGAAGAUACAUGGCUCAUUACUGUCAGAGGCGGCGUAUCUGAUAGACAAGAGCACUGACAUCACUGAAAACACAAGGGAAAUUUUUCCAGAAGGCCUCCCUCCCUCCUAUGUGUUUGUGUCGACUCUGAGGCUGAAAGGGCCUUCAAGCAGGGAGAAGUUUGACCUGUGGAGGGUUCUGUCUAAAGAUGGACAGAUUCAGGCCGCUGUCACACUGAACGGACUGGACAAAUCGGUCAGCUUCACUACCACAAACAUGGUUAAUGAGGAACAGAUGGCUACUUUUGAUGCACGAGGCAUUGAGGCUCUUUUCGAUGGAAGCUGGCACCAGCUGAAGGUUCUGGUUAAACCCAGCCACGUCACCUGUUUCCUGGAUGACCAGCAGAUCCAAGACGAGGCUCUGGGAGCUGCUGUGCCCAUCUACAUCAACGGGAAGACUCAGAUUUCCAAGCGCUUUGGCUCUGACGCUACACUUCCUACAGAAAUUCAGAAACUGAGGCUUUAUUGUGACCCACAUCAAAGUGAGCGAGAGACCGCAUGUGAAAUCUACUCUGUGGAUGAUGAGCGGUGUCCUCUGGACCGUGAGCCCACCGGUGACGCUGAGGAAGAAUGUGACUGCAGCGAAGGACAGCCGGGACCGCCAGGACCUGCAGGACCGAGGGGUCUGCGAGGAGAGAAAGGAAGGGAAGGACCUCCGGGCCCCGAUGGUAAGCCUGGACCCCCAGGUUCAAGAGGAGAGCCAGGAGAUCCAGGGAUACCUGGAGAAAAGGGUGACGUAGGUCUAUCAGGGCUGAGAGGCGAUCCAGGACUUCAGGGUGUGAAAGGAGAACGAGGAGAACGAGGGUUGCCAGGGAAACCGGGCCCGCCAGGACCAAUGGGAGCAUCGAGACCAAAUAUUGGUACUGCUGGAUUGCCAGGAAAAAAGGGAGAGCAGGGGGAGAAAGGAGAACAAGGACCUCCCGGAGAGCCUGGUCCAAUGGGGAAACCAGGAAUCCCUGGGAACGAUGGACCAGCCGGCCCUGCGGGAUUAAAGGGAGAGAAAGGAGACGUCGGGCUGCCGGGCGCAGAUGGACCACAAGGUGUUCCAGGAAUUCGUGGACUUCCCGGUGAAGCAGGAGAGAACGGAGCACAGGGUGUGAGAGGAGCAGCUGGGCAGAAAGGAUCACCUGGACCGAGAGGACCUCCGGGCGCGCCGGGCCCUUCAGGGGUCCCUGGAGCAGACGGACUCCACGGCCCCAAGGGUAGUGCAGGAGAAAAAGGCAGCGCAGGUAAUCCUGGUACGGCAGGUCAAAAGGGUGACCAGGGCGAGCCUGGAUUUCCAGGAGUUCAAGGUGCGAUGGGCCUUCCUGGAUUUAAAGGACACAAGGGAGAGAGAGGAGAAACUGGACCCAGAGGCAUUCAGGGUGAAAAAGGCAGCAAAGGGUUUCCCGGGAUGCCAGGCUUUUCGGGUGAAGUCGGACCCAGAGGGAGCAAAGGAGAGAAAGGUACGCCGGGUGAGACUGGGGUCAAAGGUCCUGAUGGCCAGAAGGGAGACGUGGGACACAUCGGUGUGGUCGGACCGCGCGGAUUCCCGGGCCAGGAUGGUUUACCGGGGCAACCCGGCGCUCCGGGCUUUCCAGGGAAGCCUGGUAAGCCUCCCUCAGAGGAGCACUUAAUGAAACUCUGUGGGGACGUUCUGAGAAAUCAGCUGCCCCGGCUGCUGCAGACGAUGGGCCCUCAGCGCUGUGAACCUUGUGAGAGCAUUAAAGGACCCCCGGGACACCCCGGAGCUCCAGGGCCCAAAGGCUCCAGCGGGCCCCCCGGCUAUCCCGGCAGACACGGCUCUCAGGGCUACCCAGGGCCUCCGGGCAUCCAAGGACCCCCAGGGGUUAAAGGGGACACAGGCCCACGGGGAUUUAAAGGCAAUAAAGGAGAGAGCAGACCAGGAUACCCAGGGCCUCCUGGAGACACGGGGAUCCAGGGUCCUCGCGGCAGUGAUGGCAUUGGUAUUCCGGGUCCUCCGGGAAUAGCGGGUAAAUCCGGGACUCCGGGCAUUCCAGGCAAGCCAGGUCCUCCAGGGCCGGCCGGCGUGUGUGACAUGUCCAUCUGCUACCAAUCCUAUAACCUCAGGGAUGAGCACUACAGUAAAGGGCCGGAUUUCUAACACACACAUUUGAGCGAACACAUGGGCUCAGCUCUCGGACUGCCAGGAGCGCCAUAGCAAAUCCAGAGGAAUUUACAGACAUGGCUUGGGACAUUGUCUGAGCGCUGCUAUGGUGCAAUGAAACAUCAGUGGCCUUUAGAUGAAAAAUAGUGACAUUUAUAGAUGUGAAACCUGCCUUUCGGUGCACAGCGGGUUUUGUAAACACCAUUAACACGUUCAUAAGGUCAUUUGUGAAAUAAUACUGCGAGUGGAUAGAUGUUGAUAUGUCAUAAACAUAGCAAUUAACAUUAAUAUUUAUCACCAUUACUUAUGAAUAUUAAGUAUUAGUAAAGUAAAUGACUUUUUGUUGCCAAACAAGGAAGCUUUGCACCAUGAUAUGAGAUGCAAUAAUAAAAACAUUAGUUUGUUUGUCAUUUGGUACUAAUGAAUAUUAAGAAUAAGUGUUCAGAGACAUGCUUUAAAAAUAAUGGGGAAAAUGUUUCUGUUUGUUUUUGAUUUCCCCAAUACUUGACUGGAAAUAUUCUGAUCGACUCAUCAUCAGACAUCAUUAUUUCACAUUUCAUUGAAUUAAUAAUUGUACUUUAAAUAGCUGGCUAUUAUUAUUUUAUAUUAUUUACGUAUUUGCGUACUUUUUAUAUUAUCUGCACUGCCUGAAGGGAAGGUAAAUUCAUGAAAAUCUCACUGAUUAUUCCAUUAAAUAAAAUUAAUAUGAACCAUUAAAUCAACUAUUUAUUCCAUUUGUGUGUGUUCAGAAACUCAUGAAUUUUAUAUUUCUCUUUUGGCAGUAAAAUAUUUAAGAUGUGUAAGGUGUGAGAUAUAAAUUUGACAGGUGUAAUUAUUUUAAAUAUUUUACAUUUAUUUGUGAAUCCAUACAAACUGCUUGUUACAGAUUUUUUUCCCCCAGUGAAAUCUGUUCUAUAUUUUUGCUCUUUUUAAAUUGAUAUAUUGCAAUUUUUGCUGUUAUAUAAUCUGUCACUAACAUGUAAUUCUAAUCUGUUGUUUUAUUCACUCACUUUAGUUUAUUAGAACAAACUUGUGUUCAUUUUAAAACUACACUGUAAAAAAUGUUGGGUUACGUUGGGUUGAAAAUGGACAAACCCAAUGAUUUAACCCAGCAGUUGAGUUAAAUGUUUGCUCAAGCUGCUGGGUAGUUUAAUUACACUCAACCAUUGUGUAAAAAAUACGGUAUUGUUGCUUAAAAUUAACCCAAAAUAUGUUGGAAAUUAAAAAUCAGACAUAAUUACUAGAGGAAACAAUAAUAAUCAAAAGGUGAACAUUUAUUAAUAAGCAAUUUAAUAA
This is a messenger RNA of Megalobrama amblycephala (Wuchang bream), 4356 nucleotides long. RefSeq names its product collagen alpha-1(XXI) chain. Bases 187 to 3057 code for a protein of 956 amino acids. NCBI's taxonomy places the organism in Eukaryota, Metazoa, Chordata, Actinopteri, Cypriniformes, Xenocyprididae. The transcript has 30 exons. The record is from RefSeq and is a predicted model, not a curated record.